AUGCAUUCUCUUUUUUUCGACAACAACGCAACUCUCCACUUUCCCUCCAACUUAAAUUUUUCACUUGUUUUCCCAAACAGUCACAAACUCUCCUCAAAACCCCGUUUCCAAUCCUCCAUCAGAACCAACACAACAAACGCCAAACACGCCCCUAACAAAAAGGUUAUCAUCCUAUGGGACCUCGACAACAAACCUCCCAGUGGACCACCAUACGCCGCCGCACUUUCUCUCAAAACCCUCGCCGAACGCUUCGCCGACGAGGUUUCUAUCUCCGCUUACACAUACCGUCACUCCUUCUUCAAGCUCCCUCAAUGGAAUCCCAACCAAAACCCUAACCCUAAUUCCAUUCUCUGCCGUGUCUGCGGUCAAGAAUGCAAAUCCCUUCCCGAUCUCGAAUUUCAUUUCAGGAGAAUUCACCUGUACCAGCGCGAGAAGUUGUGGGAAAAAAUUCGAUCGAUUCGAUUGAGCCGAUCGAGGGUCAAGUUUAUUAGGAAGAUUCAUACGUAUAAUGAAGCUGCGGGGAAUGGUGUUCCGCCGAUGGUUGGAUUUGGAUUGGGUUCGGAGUUGCGGCGGGCGGGGGUUUUUGUUAAAGUUGUGGAAGUUGGUGAGAAGGGGAAUGCGGCGGAUUUGUGGUUGAAGAAGGAGAUGAUGAGUGGAGAGAUUGGUUGGUUGGUUUUGGUUUCGGAUGAUCAGGGAUUUUCGGAUAUGUUGAGGAAGGUUAGGGAAGUGGAUUUGAAGACGGUUGUUGUUGGUGAUUAUUGGGGUAGGGAUUUGGGGAAGAAUGCUGAUUUGUGGCUUCCUUGGAUUGUUGUUGAGAAUGGGAAGGUUGAGGGAAUGGGUUUAAAGGGAAUAAUAAGAGCAGUAACAGAGGGUUUGGAUGAUGAAUUGGUUUAG
Messenger RNA from Vicia faba (fava bean), 894 nucleotides. Lineage: Eukaryota; Viridiplantae; Streptophyta; Magnoliopsida; Fabales; Fabaceae. The record is from the annotation of a GenBank genome assembly.